AUGGAUGUUGGUAAUUACGUUUUUUAUUCUUGCAUAGGCAAAGCGUAUAAUGGAUCUGCAGAUGUGGUUUUGUCCAAACGCAAGAAUUGUUCCGAAUUGUUCGCCACUCGGACGUACUUUUUGGAUGACGACGCCAUCGACACGGAGGAGCUAAAACAUGAAUUGAAUGUCAUGCGCCAGCUGUCACACAACAACAUUUUGAAGGUGAUCGAAUGCUUCACAAUCGACAGUCGCCUGUUUGUCGUCACGCAGCUGAUGAAUUAUGGUUCAGUGGCGGACAUGUUGCGCUUUCGAUUCACGUUCGGUUUGCCCGAACUGAUGAUCGCAUUCAUUUUGCACGAAGUUUUGAAAGCGAUAAGGUAUCUUCACGAUCGCGAAGUCGUCCAUAGAAGCAUCCGAUGCAGCCACGUUCUACUCUCAUCUGAUAAGUCUGUAAAGUUGUCUGGCUUACGGUGGGCAACCUCUUGCUUGCAGCAUGGACGCAGGGUGAAGCCGUUGUAUGAAUUUUCGCCCAGUUUCAAGCCGAAUCUGUUGUGGCUGGCUCCAGAAAAACUAACCGGUUACGGUUACAAAUCUGACAUUUACAGUCUGGGAAUUUGUGCCUGCGAAAUGGCGAAUGGCUUUGCUCCGUUUUCUGACGUGGAUUGUCUUCAAGUAUGGCUACCAGUCUGA
Molecule: messenger RNA, 672 nt
Organism: Soboliphyme baturini
Lineage: Eukaryota; Metazoa; Nematoda; Enoplea; Dioctophymatida; Soboliphymatidae
Source: the annotation of a GenBank genome assembly